AUGUCUGCUCCAGAGCAAGAGCUUAAAAGACUUCUACAUUUCGGUCGUGAAAUCCCAUUUUAUCAACCUGGAGAUAGAGUUAAAAAUGAAGUUUAUCAUUCCUGUGUAUCCAACACAAUUGAAAAUCUACUUGCAGGAGAAAAAAUUGCUGACAUUGCUAAUUGUAUAGUAAAGGCUUACAGUGAUGGAUAUUCAGCUCAUCCUUCUAUGCUUGUAUAUGCUCUUGCAGUUUGUGCAAAACAAAACACAAACCCUCAAUUGAGAGAAGCUGCAUAUAAAGCUCUUAAAACUGUUUGUUCAUCAUCGGAAAAUCUUUUUCUAUUUAUUAAAUUUGCAAAAAAAUUGUCUCAAAAUGAUUCUAUUUGGGGCAGUGGAUUCAAAAAAGUUUGCAAAGAAUGGUAUCUUAAAAAAGAUGUUAAGACUUUAGCUGAAAUAGCUGGAAAAUACAAAAAAUGCAAUGGUUGGCUGCACAAGGACAUUAUCAAAUUGAUACAUUUAAAACCUGAUACACCUGGUAGAGCAGCUAUAAUAAAAUAUUUAUUAUUUGGAAUAAAAGCUGCAAAAAAAGAAUUUGGGGAAAAUUCUGAAGCUCAUGAAAUAUUAAAUUAUUUACAAACUGUCGAAGAUUUAAAACAUUUGACUGAUGAGCAAUUGGCUGCUAGAAGUGUAGAAAUCCAUCAUUUUACAAUCGAUCAUGUUCCCCCUCAUUUACUAAAGUCAAAAGAGGUUUGGGGUGCUUUAAGUGGUAACCUUCCACUGCCUGUACUACUCAAAAAUUUAGAAAGAAUAGGUACUCUGGGAUUUUUAAAACCAAACUCAGUCUUAGUAAAUAAAAUUAUAGAUGCUAUUAAGGAUGAAAAUGCCAUCGCUGAAUCUCAUUUACACCCUGCUCACGUUUUUGUAGCUCUUCAGAAUUAUGAAAUGUCAUUCAAAUUUGUAGUAGAACCUAAAAAAGUUGCAAAAUUGCCCACGAUACCGAAUCCGAAAAUUAUUUGUGCACUCCAUGAACUUUUCGCAUCGACUUGCAAAUUGUUUUUACCUCCUACUGGAUUAAGAUAUUCAGUAGCAAUCGAUUUAAAGAGUUUAAAAACAACCGAUAAAUGUUAUCGUUGCACUCAAGUGACAUCCGCCGAAGCGAGUAUAAUUAUAGCAUUCUGUCUUCUUCAUGCAGAUCGUGAGGUAUCCGUUUCCGUGGCGAACGUCGAAGAAGAACUUUUACCUCUCGAAUUGACAAAAAAUAUGACGAUAUCAAAUGGGAUUGAAAAAUUAAAACAAUCGCGAAUGCAACGUAUGAAAAUAUGUACUCCCGUUGAAUGGGCAUCGAAACAGAAAAAGGAAUAUGACGUUUUCGUUGUAGUGACGGAUACAAAUCACAAAGGUAUAAGCAAUGCCAUUACCGUGCUUCAAAAUUACAGGAAAGAAAUGAAUAUACCAAAUGCUAAGUUAAUAUUAGUAAUGCUCAAGUGUCAUUUCGAACCAUCUUGGAUAAAGGAAAUAAAAGAUCCCGGAGUUUUUGUUAUCGGUGGAUUUGAUGGAAACGUACCCAGAUUAAUCGAAGCAUUUAGCAGGGGAGCAUUUUAA
Molecule: messenger RNA, 1581 nt
Organism: Pediculus humanus corporis (human body louse)
Lineage: Eukaryota; Metazoa; Arthropoda; Insecta; Psocodea; Pediculidae
Product: 60 kDa SS-A/Ro ribonucleoprotein, putative
Exons: 7
Coding region: 1-1581 (526 amino acids)
Cellular component (GO): ribonucleoprotein complex
Molecular function (GO): RNA binding
Source: RefSeq, a predicted model, not a curated record